Rattus norvegicus (Norway rat) is the source of this 2151-nucleotide messenger RNA. NCBI's taxonomy places the organism in Eukaryota, Metazoa, Chordata, Mammalia, Rodentia, Muridae. The record is from RefSeq and is a predicted model, not a curated record.
GGGGCAACAGACUUGAUGCGGGGACCGCUCGCGCUGCGACCACUGUUAAUUAAUUCUCUUUAGCUGGUGCAUUUUCUGUCUUGAAACGACACCUAAGGCGUGUGGAUGUUCACCCAGAUCAGUUAGACAAAGAUGGUCCCCCACUGAAUUUUCUUUUUAGAGUCUGGUGCGGGUGCAAGGGGCUUCCCACAAAGCUCACCCGAGGAAAUCCGGACUUUGGUCUUGACUGUAGAAAUAAAAACAAAAAGAAAAUCAAAAGCUGCCUCUGUCGUUCCAAGAUGAGAAGGCUCGCGAUCAUCUCUGGAAUAAUCUCCAAGUCGGAUCUCAGGCGGCCGGACCAAAUAGCUACGGAACUAACUGGUGGAUUCCUAAUCAGGAGAAACCCCCGCAGACAGCAUUGGCCUUGGGGUCUGGGUUUUACAGAAUUCUAGGGAGCACCAUUCCAGAGUAGUUGACCCGCCUGGGGAACUUGCCUUUCUGGGACCCAAGUAGCAGAAUCUGACAACUCGGUCUCUUUUAAGAGCACUUAACCCCGCUCCUGCAAACCGUAGAGGUUUCGUUCGAUUCUGCCGAUCUCUCUUUUCCCUGAGCUGUGUGUCUAGCCAAGCAGUGUUUCCUUCCGUGUCCCUGGCGAAGUCAGCCGAAUCUGAGGAUAGUGUUCCAGGGAAAGAGCUAAAGUACACACCUGGGGCAGAAGUCUGGAGCAAGCCGAAGUAAACACCCGCUCUGCUCUUCCCUUUGGGAAACGCUGGAACAUACUGCAAUGUUUGUGCCAUUACCUUAAACCAUUUUGUUUGCAAAUCAACAAAAUAAGAAGAUGAAAAACUAGCCUACUACUCGAAAAUGCAGGAAGCCCAAGAGUGCAGCGCUAGCCCCUGCAGCAGUGCCAGCGGGAGCUCCACCUUCUCCAACCAAACCCCAGCCAGUGUCAAAGAAGAGGAGGGCAGCCCAGAGAAAGAGCGCCCACCGGAAGCCGAGUAUAUCAACUCCAGAUGUGUCCUCUUCACCUACUUCCAGGGGGACAUCAGCUCUGUGGUGGACGAACAUUUUAGUAGGGCCCUUAGCCAACCUAGCAGCUACACCCCAAGCUGUUCCAGCAGCAAAACACACAGAAGUUCUGGACCCUGGAGAGCAGAAGGCACCUUCCCGAUGAACCAGCGCAGCUUCCCCGCCUCCUUCUGGAACAGCGCUUACCAGGCGCCCGUGCCCGCGCCCCUGGGCAGUCCUCUGGCCGCCGCGCACUCGGAGCUGCCCUUUGCCACCGACCCCUACACUCCCGCCGCUCUGCACGGCCACCUGCACCAGGGCGCGGCCGACUGGCACCACGCGCACCCGCACCACGCGCACCCGCAUCAUCCCUACGCGCUGGGCGGCGCCCUAGGAGCGCAAGCCUCUGCCUACCCGCGGCCAGCAGUGCACGAGGUCUACGCGCCCCACUUCGACCCGCGCUAUGGGCCGCUGAUAAUGCCCGCAGCCUCUGGCCGCCCCGGGCGCCUGGCCCCUGCUUCAGCGCCCGCUCCCGGCAGCCCUCCCUGUGAGCUAGCCGCCAAGGGCGAGCCGGCGGGCGGCGCGUGGGCUGCGCCGGGGGGACCCUUCGUGAGCCCCGCGGGGGACGUGGCCCAGAGCCUGGGUCUCAGCGUGGACUCAGGUAAGCGGAGGAGGGAGUGCAGUCUCCCCUCUGCCCCUCCGGCACUGUACCCGACUCUGGGCUAAGCUCCGGGCGCGCCCACCCGAUCCCCCGACUUCCCUAGGGAAACACCCCCACCCCAGGACCAUGUGGCUAAGAGAUUGCAUGCCAUCAUUUGUUUCUACGGGUAGAUGUCUCUAGAAAGUAGCACCUUGCCCUCGGCCUGGCUCGGUGGUACAGAGGACUCUUUUUCUCCUUUGAAUAAAGUAAAGUGAAAACAAGAAAGAUUGUAGUCUGAGCUGGUCAGAAUGGUAGCCACACGUGACUACUGAGCCUUUGUGGUGUGUGGCUGGGAUGAAUGGUGAUGUGGUCAGACCUAAUACACACUGGAUUUCCAAAACUGAAAAGGAAAAUAAUGUAAAACCUCGCCUCGUUAACAUUUUAUACUGAGUUUGCAUGUUCUAAUAUGCCCAGCGGUUGUCUGUUGGUUAUAUUGGGUUAAAUAAAACACACUGUUAAAAUGA